This is a messenger RNA of Macrosteles quadrilineatus (aster leafhopper), 2329 nucleotides long. RefSeq lists its product as uncharacterized. The record is from RefSeq and is a predicted model, not a curated record. The transcript is spliced from 8 exons. The coding region runs from base 112 to 2166 and encodes 684 amino acids. Lineage: Eukaryota; Metazoa; Arthropoda; Insecta; Hemiptera; Cicadellidae.
GGUGCCAACGUUUAGGUCAGUCACAGAGUUGCCAACCGAACCAGUUUAUAUCUUCUCAGUUGGACAUCCCGGUCAGUUAGCCUCUGGACAUUAUUAGUGAAAGACUCAACAAUGUAUUUAGAUAAGUGUAUUGUGUUAGUUAUUUGUGCUGUUAUAGUGAGUGGAAGAGGACAAAAACAGAACCGCCCAAAAGGCUGCACGUUAGACAGUGGAGAAAAAAUAAAACUAGGCCAGCAAGUGGACGUACCAGGCAAAUGCAGAUUGCACAAAUGUAUCGGCAACGGGGAAUGGACCACGGGACCAUGUGGAUAUCUAGGAGUUCCAGCAGGCUGGGGUUCAACGACCGAGGAUACCUCUAAUACAGCCAAGUAUCCAGAGUGUUGCGCUCACUUGAUUCCUCCACUGGAUAUAGUUCCGGAUGUGCUCGACUCACAACCUGGAACUGAGUAUAUGACCAUCAACUACGGUCCAGGUGUGACAGUUGAUGUUGGCACUACCUUGACACCUACUCAGGUUAAAGGAGAACCAGAAGUAAACUACACAUUCUGGGCGGAUCCCAAGUCCUACUACCUCCUUGCCAUGGUAGAUCCGGAUGCACCGAGCAGACAGAAUCCGCAAAACAGAGAGUUCCUGCACUGGUUGGUAGCGAACAUUCCCGGAGACAACAUCAAGUCCGGAGAAACGAUCGUGGAAUAUGUUGGAGCAGGACCCCCGCAAGGGACUGGGCUACACAGAUACUUCUUCUUGCUUUACAAGCAACCAGGAAGAAUAAAUAUCAAUCAGCAAAGGAUGAACAAGAACUCUGUUGGGUGGAGACCAAAAUUUUCCAUUAAGAAGUUUGCCAAAAAUUAUCGUCUCGGUCGUCCUGAAAGUGUUAAUGUAUUUCAGGCCAUGUAUGACAGUUAUGUACCGGAAAUUCAAAAACAGCUCUCAGGGACUAGCUCACCAUCUGGAAAUGUGUUGGGUCAACAAAACUACGGUAACAACCCAUGGGGAGCUUCUGGUCAACAACCUGGUCAAAAUCCAAAUCCACAACAACCUGGCCUCGGACCUUGGGUACAAACUCAACAACCACAACAACCUAAUGUCAACUGGCAACAAACUGAACGACCUUCCUACCCCAACCAGCCAGGUCAACAAUUCGGCCCCAACAACUAUCAACAACCACAACAACCUAACUACUCCAACCAGCCAUCUGGCUCCAACAACUAUCAACAACCACAACAACCUAACUACUCCAACCAGCCAUCUGGCCCCAACAACUAUCAACAACCACAAAACGGUUACAACUCACAACCCAGCGCUACUUCUUCCGGUAACUACUGGUUCGAGAAAAGAAAACAACAACAAGAGGUCGUGCGGAACGAGGUGAAGCCUGAGAUUUUCGGCGGGAACGGUCUAAAGCGGGGAAAUCCAUGUGUUUGCUUGACUGCACAUUCAGUUUCAGGUGACUGCAUGGUGGACGACCACGUAGUCAAAGUAGGGGAGAAAGUCGACGUUCCUGGCAAGUGUGUCUACCGAGCCUGCGCUGGCACUGACCAAUGGAUCAUGAAGGCGUGUGCGUCCAUCGGGCUAGCUCCAGGAUGGAUCGUUACCCCCGAGGAUGUGUCAAAGAUGUACCCAGAGUGUUGCGGGAGAGCUGCGCCUCUUCUGAACAUCAUUCCUGAUGUCGUGACGGGGCUGCGAUGGAGCCUUGCGUUGAAACUAACCUACGCUAACAACACCGUGGACUACGGCAAUGAGCUGACACCGACGCAGGUGAAACUUCCACCAGUUGUCGACUACUGGGCGGACCGUGACUCUUGGUUCUUGCUAUCCAUGGUCGACCCUGAUGCUUCCACCCAGUUCCUUCACUGGCUCGUAGGAAACAUCGCGGGGAACGACGUAGCGAGCGGAGAUAAUCUAGCAGAGUAUGUCGGCUCUGGACCUCCUAAAGGAACGGGUCUACACCGAUAUGUAUUCCUUCUAUACAAACAGAGCGGAAAUAUCACAUUUGACGAACCUCUUUUGGACACGAGUUACCAAGGAAGACGAAACUUUUCGGUUGAGAAGUUUUCCCGAAAAUACAACCUUAGCGAUCCUAUCAGUCUGAAUUUUUUUGUCGCCCAGUAUGAUGAUUACGUCCCCGAAGUUCACAAGCAGCUUGGAAUAACUUCAGUUGAUUGAUUAAAUUUUGUCGAGGAUUUAGAUUUAGUAAAAUUUAUUUGUUUAGAAUAAAAAAAGGUGUUGGCAAAUAUGGUUUUUAACCUGCUACUCUAAUCUGGUAUUUACCAAAGCAGCAAUGUAUUUAUAAAAUAAAAUAUUUUACUGAUUAAUUGUAGUUUAUUUU